Messenger RNA from Owenia fusiformis, 1378 nucleotides. The record is from the annotation of a GenBank genome assembly. NCBI's taxonomy places the organism in Eukaryota, Metazoa, Annelida, Polychaeta, Sabellida, Oweniidae.
CAAAUACAACAAAUACUAAGAGGCGAACGAUAGUAGUGGAGCCUGCAGUAUUCUUAUAUUAUCUAGCCUUUUUUUCACACUUUAUCCUUUUAAAGCAGUAUGUCUAUUACAAGGUCGGGAGUGAGUAUAGUAACAGUGAUAACUACACACAAGAGGAAACGCAAUGUAAUACAGCCAAUGCAACGACGGCGGAAGUUGAGUUACGAGUCACAAUACAAGCAAAUGCCUCGAGAUGGAUGCUGUACUUGCAUAUGUCUGUAUUGGCCCCUCAGUUUAUAAUGGCGCUUGUAUUAGGCGCUUACUCGGACAGAGGAGGUCGGAAAAUCACCAUCCUAUUUUCAAUAGUAGGAACAUGUUUGAAUUGUAUAUCUAAUGUCAUCUUUAUUUAUUUAGACUUGGGUAUUAAGUAUUGGAUAUUAGGCGGUGUAAUCCAGGGAAUAUCUGGAGGUGCAUCUUCUUUUACUAAUACAAGUUUUGCCUACAUUGCCGACACGGUGGCACCCGCUGAAAGAUCGUUUAGAAUGACUGUAGUUACUGCAGUGUAUGGUGUGUCCGGGGUAGUUUCCCAAAUAGGAAUUGGGUACUGGAUAAACUAUGUUAUUUACCUUCUUUCUGGUUCAUAUCCUGCGUUCACAUUACUAACAUCUUCUAUGUCAUUUUCUUCGUUCGCGAAUCAAACCAACAAAAUACGAACGGCAAUUUUAAUCCAUUUCGGGACUUACAGAAUGCCGCUAUGUUGUUUUACAAGACGGAUGCACCAGGACGAAACUGGAAGCUAUUGGCAUUACUUAUCACAUUUGCGUUAGGAACUAUGGUUAAUUCUGGGAAAGAUGAUGUUAUGGUUCUCUUUGCGCUAAAUAGACCAUUGUGUUGGAAUUCAAUCAUCAUUGGCUACUUCACUGCAACGUAUGCCCUGUUACUGACCGUUGGGUCGAUACUCGGAAUUAAGCUCUUUGGAAGAUGUUUAACCGAUGGAGGAAUAGCAAUAUUGGCAGUCGGGAUAGUCACAGUAAUGAAUGCCUUCCAAGCGUUUGUCAGUAACACCACAAUGAUGUUUCUAGUUCCUGUAAUAGGGAUGUUUGGAACGAUGUUUCUGCCCUUAAUACAAUCAAUCAUGUCUAAAACGGUACUAGAAGAUGAGCAGGGAGCCUUGUUCGCUGUGAUUGGGAGCAUAGAAACGGCCACUAUCCUCGGCAGCAUCUCACUCUUCAACAUGAUAUAUGCAGGCACCGUACAUUGGUUCGCUGGAUUCGUAUUCUUAGUUACGACAGGAAUCAGCCUGUCAGCUCUAGCAACGUACUGUAUCUACGUUAGGAUAUCAGGCAUACAACUAAUGACUUCGAAACAGAAAGACAGAAUCCCACUUCUUCCCGACUAA